UACUCGCGUGACGAUGUGUUAACGGAUUUUCAAAUAUAAACAAAAACUUUUAAUUUUUUUAUUGAUCUUGUGAGAUUGUUAUUGAAAUAAUUGCAGAAUAAUUACAGUUAACAAUUUGAAACAGUUGGCAAAACAUAACGUAAUUAUGUCAGUGGAAAAGAUAGCUAAUAGUGCAGAAGACGUAUCCAUCUCUGCAAAAUAUCCAGAUAUAAUAUGGGAGUUGAAGAGCUAUUUACAUCAAAAUUAUUAUAAGAAAAAUCUUAAGCAAGUCUUAUACAGUUUGUCGCGAUUUACACCUUAUUAUCAUCCGGAUAAGUGUGAUUACAUUGCGGCGGAUUGGCUAUUUGUAUUAAAUACUAUGAAUUUUGCACUCUGGAAUCCAAAGAAUACCACGCAAUGGACAGUUGAUGGACUAACUGGAUAUCAAGCACUAUGUAUUGCUAUUAAAAGAGCGAUUGAUAACAAUAUGCCAAUAUGGGACCCAAAAUAUUACACAUAUAUAAAGCAAUGUGACCUUGAAAUCAUUUUCAAAAGUGAUGAUGGAAAAACUAGCAUCCCACUUAUCCGUGAAAGAGUAGAAAUUUUGCAUCAAGUUGGAAAAGUUUUAUUAAAGAAAUAUCAAGGUAGUUUCAAGCGAUUUAUUGAAUUGUAUAAAAACAAUCCAUUUACAUUGUUGGUCAAAAUUGUGAAUGAAUUCGAAUCUUAUGAAGAUAGAGUAAUAUACAAAAAUACUACUAUUAUACAUAAAAUUGAUCUGUGCUCCAAAGCUUGGACAUUAGUAAGCGAUAUAUGGUUUUGUUUUAAGGGACAUGAACUCGGAUUUGAUUAUAAUCCAAAUUUAAUGAAGUCUACAAUAUUUGCCGAUCAUCGCAUUUCUCAAGUUCUUCUUCAUUUUAAAAUUCUUAAAUAUAGUGAAAAACUCAUGACCAAAUUAAAAAACAACGAACCCCUGGAACAUGGGAGCCCAGAGGAAAUAGAGAUACGUAGUUGCUCGCUACAUACUGUGAAACUGCUGGAACAAGCAAUUUCUAAAGAUUGUGAGGAAUUUAUGAAGAAAAAGGGAAUUGAAAGGAAAAUUGAUUAUCAAAUUUUAAUCGAUAAUUUCUUGUGGGAUUAUCGACAUGCACACGAUCAGUUACUGAUGGAGACACAACCAUUUCCAAAUAUUAAAUGUGUGUAUUAUUAAAAUCCUCUGUGUCAUCUUAAAUUAACGAUUGAUUUCCGUGAUCAGAGAGAUAGUAAAUUUUUUUGUAAUAACGUUUUGUUUUGAAUUUUCUCUUUAUCUUUUUUUUAUAAACAUAAUAUUUUUACUACUUUCUAAAAGAACAUGACAAUUGAUUCUAUUGAUUUUAUUGAUUCAGAUAUGAAUUUUUUAAUAAAUAAUUUUUUUAACAUUUUAAACAAAAUAAAAUUAUAAAUAUAGAUAUUUUAUCAAGAAAUGCUAAAAGAUAUAUAUAUUUUCGAAAUUAAUAUACGUAUAUUAUAAAGCUUAAUGGCAGAAAG
Cataglyphis hispanica is the source of this 1503-nucleotide messenger RNA. Its product is annotated as queuosine salvage protein-like. The transcript has 6 exons. Lineage: Eukaryota; Metazoa; Arthropoda; Insecta; Hymenoptera; Formicidae. The record is from RefSeq and is a predicted model, not a curated record. The coding region runs from base 146 to 1186 and encodes 346 amino acids.